Messenger RNA from Cicer arietinum (chickpea), 1796 nucleotides. RefSeq names its product heme A synthase COX15. Gene Ontology annotation, molecular function: oxidoreductase activity, acting on NAD(P)H, heme protein as acceptor. The record is from RefSeq and is a predicted model, not a curated record. Gene Ontology annotation, biological process: heme A biosynthetic process. Gene Ontology annotation, cellular component: mitochondrial inner membrane. Lineage: Eukaryota; Viridiplantae; Streptophyta; Magnoliopsida; Fabales; Fabaceae.
GAAAAAAAAAACAUAAAUAUAACACACGCCUUUAAUUUUCUCUCGUUUUCUCUGAACUCAACCCUCUAUUUACGGAACUCUCUCUAUCACACUGCCGGCCGGCGAUUUUCCAUCUCCGGCGCUGAAAUUCACCGACGAACAUCUUCAACCACAACCACAGUGUGGUGUAGAGAUACGUACAUACAUAAAGACAUGUUUGGGAGAGCAAUUUUAAAGCGCAGCAAAGAAGUGCUUCUGAUUCAGAAGCAGCUCAGAGGGAGCAGCAGAAUCAUCCCUUUCUCUCAUCCUUCCACCCAUCAAUCAUUCAAGUUUCUUACCCCUUCCAUUUCCUCCCAUUUCUUUCGUGCUUUCCGAUCUCAUCCUAUUCCUAAGUUCACGAGGAACUUCUCUAGUGUGGUGUCUGCCGGGGCCAAACAUAAGGAGGGGUUGAAGUUGCUUGUGACAGGAGGUUCUCAUGCCCAAAAGGUGGUUGGGAUUUGGCUCUUUGGAUCGGCUGCAUGGGUGUUUAGCAUGGUGGUACUUGGGGGUUUAACCAGACUAACUAGAUCCGGUCUUUCAAUGACUGAUUGGAAAUUCACGGGUGAGUUCCCUCCUUUGUCAGAUGAGGCGUGGUUUCAAGAGUUUGAGAAAUAUCAACAGUCACCUGAAUACAAGCGUGUUAACAAAGGGAUGACGAUUGAAGAAUUCAAGUUCAUAUAUUGGAUGGAAUAUGGUCACCGUAUGUGGGGGAGAGCACUGGGAAUUAUGUUUGCUUUACCGUUUUCAUAUUUUCUUCAUAAGGGGUAUAUUACAUUGAGAUUAGGACUGAGACUCUCUUCUUUGUUUGCCCUUGGUGCUGGUCAGGGUCUCAUUGGCUGGUGGAUGGUUAAAAGUGGUUUAGAGGAACCCCCAACUGAAUAUUCUCAGCCAAGAGUAAGCCCUUACCGUCUUGCCGCUCACCUUACAUCAGCAUUUGCUAUUUACUGCGGUCUGUUUUGGACUGCACUUAAUGUUGUUAUGCCUGAGCCUCCUGCCGAAUCACUGACAUGGGUCCGUGGGGCAGCUAAAGUGAGGAGACUUGCAUUGCCAGUCAGCCUACUUGUUGGUCUUACUGCUGUCUCUGGUGCAUUUGUUGCAGGAAAUGAUGCUGGGCAUGCAUUUAAUACUUUUCCGAAGAUGGGUGAUACAUGGAUCCCUGAAGACAUUCUUGAAAUGAAACCUCUGAUUCGAAAUUUCUUUGAGAAUACAGCGACUGUACAGCUCAAUCACCGGAUCCUUGCAACUGCAACUCUAAUUUCUGUGAGUGCCUUAUGGUUGUCAACAAGAAAACUGGACAUACAUCCUGCAGUACGGUCUGUGAUCGGAAGCGUCUUUGGCAUGGCAUCUCUUCAGGUCACCUUGGGAGUUUCGACGCUUCUUUCAUAUGUACCUGUUUCAUUGGGUACUGCACAUCAGGCUGGGGCCUUAACACUUCUGACGUUUAUGUUACUGCUUAAUCACACGGUUCGAAGGCCGUCCUUAGCCCUUCUCAAAUCUCUGCCUCAGGUUGUCAAGGCAAACUAAUUUACAAGAGUUGAAACUAUUAUUAUUCUACUAUUAUUAUUCUCAGGUUAAGCCUGGCAUUGAAGCUCCUUGUCCAAUUGGCGAUUUUCGGAAUCUUCUUUAUUUAGUUUGUACAUUUGAAGCCUGAAAAUUUAUGAUGAUACUUAAUAAUUGAUCUGUUAAUACUUGAUAAUAUCAUCUGUUAUUUAUGUAACUGAUGCUGAAAAUUUGUGCAACUAAUCAUAAUGUUAAGUUAUACAUUUCCAAGGCACAAA